Messenger RNA from Plutella xylostella (diamondback moth), 687 nucleotides. NCBI's taxonomy places the organism in Eukaryota, Metazoa, Arthropoda, Insecta, Lepidoptera, Plutellidae. The record is from RefSeq and is a predicted model, not a curated record.
AUGAAUUUAGAGGUUCAUAAGUUUGUCGCACUGUACGUAAUCAUUACAGAGCAAAACAGAGACAUCUACCGGCCGUGCCCCUACUACGACCUCCUCUGCAUCCGUCGGUAUCUCUCCAAGCACUCCAACUGCAAGAUCGCUCAAGGCCCGGUCCCUGACCCCCUGUACCGAGCCCAGUCCAACUUGUUCUUGCCGACUGUCAACAUCACCUUGACAAUGAAUGGAUUAAGCAUUGGUGGGCUGAAUGGAGUUGUAAGAGAGUUUUACGUUAACAGAAAAGACCAUCUAACAAUUUUGGCUGUAGAAUUCAGUAACGUGACUUUGAGGUCGGAUACCGCUGUGUUUCAGUACCACAGAAGGGGUCAGGAACCUAUUAUUACUAAUUCCAGCACCAAUGAAUUGUUUCCAUCGUUUACAACGACAACAGUGUUCCGUGGAGUAGACCACUUAGACCUGGCGAACAGUGAGACCACGACAUUCCUGAACGUACAACCCGUGGUCGGUGUAGACCCUAGUGCUGGUGAAUCUUCUGGUAAAUUUUCAGAUCCUACAAUACCAGCUAGGUUUGCCUUCUUUCUGGCUAACAUCAAUGUGGUUGCUCAAGAGGCUUUUCUAACAGCUGGAGUCUUCUACGGUGCUACUUAUAUUCAAUAUGAUAUCUGCGAUUUUGGACUUCGGCUUAAUUGA